CAAUUCUAGACAAUUGCCUUUCUUCCACAGCUGCUCCGGCGUCACCGAGGAACUAUCAUCAGCACUUGGAAGCCAAUAGUAUUCUCGUACGUGUCCAUUGUUUGUCUCUCCAUUUUUCAGCGCUCCAUUUCCCCUGUUUCAACAACCUUCACCGCACACCCUAACAUCUCCCUCCAUCUCGGCCGCCGGCCACAGCCUAACCGGAAACAGGUGAAACAUCGAAUGUCGUCGUGACUCGGGCGGUCCAGCUUGGCCGAGUCGAAUCCGAGUUCACACUGAUUCCAUUUCCUCCUCUUCGUUCUCCCUCCGCAUCUUUGAAGUUAAAAAGUGAUGGUCAGAGGGAGCUCGGCGGUUAACCGUCGCGCGGUACACAAGUUGCGGCAACUAGGGAUCUCGACGGUUGGAUCGGUGAAGAUCAAGAUCCUGCUCUGCUGUUGUAUCACUUUAACUCUGUUGGUGCUCGCCGGCCCCGCUUCCUCGUUUAUGGGAUGGACCAACCACGGUAACUCCUCCGAUCGCCUCUCUUCGCUACGGGGACGAUAUGCGAUUGUAAUGAACACAUGGAAGAGAUAUGAUCUAUUGAAGCAGUCCAUUUCUCACUAUGUUUCAUGUCCCAGGCUUGAUUCCAUACAUAUUGUGUGGAGUGAGCCGGAGCUCCCUUCGAAAUCUCUUAAGAGCUUUUUGAACCAUAUUGUACAGUCAAAUUCUGGUAAUGGGCAUCAAGUUGAAUUGAAAUUUGACAUCAAUAUGGAAGACAGUUUGAACAACAGAUUUAAAGAGAUCAAGGAUUUGAAGACAGAUGCAGUUUUUUCAAUCGAUGAUGAUGUUAUAUUUCCUUGCUCUUCAGUGGAACUUGCUUUCAGUGUUUGGCAAAGUGCCCCUGAUACAAUGGUGGGUUUUGUACCUCGCAUGCAUUGGGUUGAUGAAUCGAAAGGUAAGGAUCACUAUAUAUAUGGUGGAUGGUGGUCUGUGUGGUGGACAGGUACAUACAGCAUGGUACUCUCUAAGGCUGCCUUUUUCCACAAGAAGUAUUUGAACCUUUACACGAAUGAGAUGCCUGCAUCAAUUAGAGAAUACAUAACCUCGAACAGGAACUGUGAGGACAUUGCUAUGUCAUUUCUUAUUGCAAAUGCAACAGGUGCUCCCCCCAUAUGGGUGAAAGGUAAGAUAUUUGAGAUUGGUUCUACCGGAAUCAGUAGCUUGGGAAGUCAUAGUGAAAGAAGAACUCAGUGCAUUAACAGAUUUGUUACUGAGUUUGGACGAGUGCCAUUGGUACCUACAUCAGUGAAGGCCGUAGACAGUCGCAGUGUUUGGUUUUGGUGAUGCUGGCAUUUACACUUAAAAGGGAUUUUAUUCCAGAAUUUCCACUCUAUUGGUUCCAUAGGUUGAACACACCAUUUUUUCAUUCCUUUUUAGUUGUUCCCUUGUAUAAUAUUCUGAAAAUUUUCCAGACUCAUGGCUCAGAGUAUAGAAGCUAAUGUAGCCUUGUAUUCUUACCAUGUAGCAACAGGGCAGUUCUAUUCCAGAUUACCAUUUGCUUGAGAUAAGACAGGAGAUUCCUACAGAAGGUU
Molecule: messenger RNA, 1571 nt
Organism: Rubroshorea leprosula
Lineage: Eukaryota; Viridiplantae; Streptophyta; Magnoliopsida; Malvales; Dipterocarpaceae
Source: the annotation of a GenBank genome assembly